This is a messenger RNA of Guillardia theta CCMP2712, 1675 nucleotides long. RefSeq lists its product as hypothetical. NCBI's taxonomy places the organism in Eukaryota, Cryptophyceae, Pyrenomonadales, Geminigeraceae. The transcript has 13 exons. The record is from RefSeq and is a predicted model, not a curated record. The coding region runs from base 290 to 1675 and encodes 461 amino acids.
AGCGAAGGAGACGAAGAAACAUGAACUGAGAGAGGUGGUUUGAUACAUGAACCGUUUGUCUGCUAGUUGAACUAGCUCUGAUACUCGCUGAUCUUUUCGGACUCGCCGUCAGCAAGUGGAUCCUUCCAAGUUCGGAAAUUAAGCAAUCACACGAUCACAGAUCUCUAUCUCUCUCUGCCUCUUUUCGUAUCCUUCAUUCGCCUCUCCCAUCCUCCCUGCUUUGUGCUUCCCACAUACUGUCGGGGAUGCUUGACGACGGGACGGGUUCUGCUGUCCCAACCCUCCGGGCAUGUUGACAAACAGCCUGUCGAACGCCAUGAGCAACAUCCCUGUUCGCCUUGAACAGGACGCGGGAGUCUCGCUCCCCAGCCUCCCCUUGCCUCAUUCUUCCAAUACGAUGAUGGGGUUGGGUGUCCAGCCGAUCAUAGCAAGUCAACCGUGCAUGGCAGUGCCAGGCAUGGGCGGGCUGAUGGUGCAAAACGGAUUUGGAAAUCAGGCGGACGUAGUUCCGCCUUAUGUUGUUCUCCCAGGGAUCACUGUCGCCACGAUGACUCGGCUUCUUGCCAACAGCGUCAGUGCGCUGCAGUCCAACGCGGCCUACCGCUCUGGCCUUCAGAUGCCGGGCAUCGGAAUCUCCGGAGUUCCUGUGGGAGUUGGAAGCGGAAGCGGAGGUGUUGGUGGUGGAGGGUUUCUGCUCAAUCCUUCGCUCCCUGCUUCAUCAGCAUCGAUCCUUUCGCAACAUGAAGUGAUAACCGAGCUCUCAAUGCAGCUGAAACAGGCAGAUGGAGCUGGAGAGAAGAACAUGCCGUUGAGACCUGUACCGACCAUGGGUACGGUGUGGAGCCAAACUAACUUGGGGAUCUCAACUCCUUCGGCUAAGAGAGAGCAUGAAGUUGAUCAGAACGUGCCAUGCAAGAUGCCGACCUCGAUGGAUGACGGGAGCUUGGACAAGGCGGAGGGCGAUCAGGGAGGAUGGAGCACGCACAACAUGCGGCUGCUUUCGAAGGUGUGCGAGGAGAUUGAGAAGAGCUCUUUCUCUGCAGUCUAUGCCUCCAAGGCCAAGAAGAUCCCCUACAAACAGCACGCGAUGGGGAGCGUUGAUGCGCCUGACGCUCCCUCCUACGACGACUGGAUGGAGCUGCAAGCUGAGAGGGAGGCAGUGGGAGUACAGGAAGAGGAAGGGAGUCGACCGCUCAUGUCUUCAUCGGGCUACAAGACCAAAGAGCCGUCGAUCGCCGAGCUCUGCAACCAAUCGGUGCAGGCAGUUGUGGUUUGCGUGAAGAGGAAGAACAAUCCCCAGGAUAAGGAUCAUAGAUGCGAUACGGUUGGAAAGAAGUUAGACGAGGAUUUGGAUAGAGCCAUCCUGGAGAAAGAUCCCAAGGUGAUCAAGGAGCUGCAAGCCAAGCUCGCAGCUGAGCAUGGGCUGAGCGUCAAGACCAUCCGAGAGAUUUGGAACAGGAGGACGAGGCCGAAGAAAGCUCCUAGGCUGAUGCUCAACAAGCAGACACCUGGUCUGAUAGAGUGGAAGUUCUCUUUAAGAGAGUUAGCUGAUUCACUUGCAGAUAACAUCGCCGAGCUUAUUCAACUUCCUCAGUACUCCGGACGUCGAAAACCAUGGAAGGUGUCGCUGUCGGCAGAGGAUGCCCGAGACAUCUUCCGUCAACGUCCCUUGUGA